AUGCGUUUUCAGUCAUUCGUUUCGUUGUCGUGCUUUGCCACGGCAACACUCGCUCAUUACGUUCCGAGGAACGACCAGAGUACACUAUCUGUCUCCUCGACCAGGGCCAAGUGUGGUUCUAAGCCAACGUCGACCUCCAGUUCGGCUGGCCAGCAAGAAACAAGCAGCUCCAGCUCAGCAUCCUAUGGCGCCAGUGUCUCCACUGGCUCGACUUCGUCGGAUACUGCCACCGAGUCAUCGGCUCCUGUGAGCUCUUAUAGCUCUACCGAGUCUGUCAGCUAUACGGCCAGUGCUACCACGUCCGUUUCUUCCGACGUCUCCAGUAGUGGCUCCGCAUCAUCCUUGAGCUCGGCCAGCAGUCUAUACUCGGACUCCUCCAGCUCAGUCAGUCUUACAUCCAGCACUUCCGGUUCCUCUAGUUCCUCCAGCGCCUCCAGUACUGGGACCUCCAGCUCAGUCAGUCUUACAUCCAGCACUUCCGGUUCCUCUAGUUCCUCCAGCGUCUCCAGUACUGGGACCUCCAGCUCAGCCUCGAUCACCAGCUCGGCCUCUGUUUCGAGCUCAAGCUCGUCAAGCUUUACCAGCUCUAGCACAAGCAGCUCGGCCUCCUCGGCAGCCUCGGCAUGUGCUUACUGGUUGGAGGACAUCAAGUCUCAGGGUAUCGCAUCGUUCAAUGAUGACUCGGCCAGCUACAAAGUCUUCCGCAACGUCAAAGAUUACGGAGCAAAGGGAGAUGGUGUGACCGAUGAUACAGCGGCCAUCAACAGAGCCAUCAGUGAGGGCAACCGGUGCGCACCAGGGACUUGCGCGUCCUCCACCACCACGCCUGCUCUUAUCUACUUCCCCAAUGGCACCUACAUAGUUUCCAAGCCCAUCGUCGGCUACUACUAUACACAGAUUGUGGGCAACCCCAAUUGCCUGCCUGUCAUUAAGGCUGCAUCCACCUUCACCGAUGCCUGGGUUUUUGAUGGAAACCAGUACGGCGCAGGCGGCCUUGGCUGGGGAGCCACGAACGUAUUCUGGCGGCAGAUCCGCAACUUUGUCAUUGAUAUGACUGCGAUACCUGCAUCUAGGUCGGUCCGGGGUAUUCACUGGGCAGUCUCACAGGCAACCUCCCUCCAGAAUAUCGUUUUUGAAAUGUCGACUGCGGCUGAUAACCAGCACGAGGGUCUUUUUAUCGAGGAGGGGUCUGGUGGUUUUGUGACCGACCUUGUCUUCAACGGUGGUCUAUACGGCUUGAAUGUUGGUUCCCAGCAAUACACGAUGCGAAACCUGACUUUCAACAAUGCUGCAACUGCCAUUCACCAGCUCUGGGACUGGGGCUGGACCUACACUGGCAUUAGCAUCAACAACUGUCAGAUUGGAUUGGACUUGAGUGCACUUAAACCAGACGGUAGCCAAAACGUCGGCAGCGUUGUGCUUAUCGACAGCGAGAUCAGCAACACCCCCGUAGGCAUCUUGACGGCACGUAGCGAGGAUUCUACCCCGGUAUCAGGCGGAAGUCUGAUCCUGGAGAAUUUGUCACUGAACGCUGUCGAUGUCACAGUCCAAGGUCCCAAUGAGAACGUGAUCCUCGGUGGCUCGUCCGGCUUAUCUAAAAUUGAUGCCUGGGGCCAGGGUCAGUCGUACACUGCUGCGACUGGACGUACUACAUUCCAAGGCACGUUCACCGGCAACAACAGACCUGCGAGCUUGACAUCAGGCAGUGAUUACUACAGCCGCUCCAAGCCACAGUACGAACAUGUUCCAGCUUCUCAAUUCGUCAGCAUUCGCGAUGCUGGUGCCAAGGGUGACGGCCAGUCGGAUGAUUCAGACGCUAUCAAUGCCGCGUUGGCGACCGCUGCCAUUUCUGGAAAGGUCGUCUUCUUCGAUGCGGGUUACUACAAGGUGACCAAGACCAUCUUCGUUCCAGCUGGGUCCAAGAUCACAGGAGAGGCAUACCCUGUGAUUUUGUCCAGCGGCAGCUUCUUCGAGAAUAUCAAUGACCCGAAGCCGGUUGUCAAAAUUGGAUACUCGGGCGAUGUGGGCACAGUGGAAUGGUCCGACAUGAUCGUCAGUACGCAGGGGGCUCAAGCCGGCGCCGUUCUGAUUGAGUGGAAUCUCGCUUCAGCUGGCUCGCCCUCAGGGAUGUGGGAUGUCCACACGCGCGUUGGUGGUUUCAAGGGAUCCAACCUUCAGGUCGCUGAAUGCCGCAAGACGCCCGACACGGUCAUCACUGAGGACAACAUUGCCGAGAACUGCAUUGCUGCAUAUAUGAGCAUGCAUGUCACCAAACUGGCAUCGGGUCUGUACAUGGAGAACUGCUGGCUCUGGGUUGCUGACCACGACGUUGACGACCAAUCGUUGACCCAGAUCACUGUGUAUGCCGGACGAGGUUUACUCGUUGAGAGCACAGUUGGUCGUAUAUGGUUGAUCGGUACCGGCGUCGAGCACCAUGUUCUGUAUGAAUACCAACUCGUCAACACAAGGGAUAUUGUCAUGGGACAGAUUCAGACCGAGACCGCCUACUACCAGCCGAACCCGAGCGCGGUGAUGCCGUUCCAGGCCAACGCUGACCUCAAUGACCCCGUGCUCACAGAUGGGGAAGAUGGAUGGGGCCUGCGUGUUGUCAGAAGCUCCGAUGUGUUCGUCUACGGCGGAGGAUUAUACUCUUUCUUCAACAACUAUGACGUCUCCUGCUCGCAGCAAGAUGUUGCUGACAAGUGCCAGUCGCGCAUCGCAAGCUUUGAGGACAGCAACGUCUCGGUGUACAACCUCAACACCGUCGGAGCGACUGUCAUGGCCACGAUCGAUGGCGAGGAUGUCGCCAACUGGGCAGACUACAAGAACAACUUCGUCUCUACCGUAGCACUUCUCCGAACCUAG
Molecule: messenger RNA, 2865 nt
Organism: Neoarthrinium moseri
Lineage: Eukaryota; Fungi; Ascomycota; Sordariomycetes; Amphisphaeriales; Apiosporaceae
Exons: 3
Coding region: 1-2865 (954 amino acids)
Molecular function (GO): polygalacturonase activity
Source: RefSeq, a predicted model, not a curated record